Messenger RNA from Agelaius phoeniceus (red-winged blackbird), 3274 nucleotides. Lineage: Eukaryota; Metazoa; Chordata; Aves; Passeriformes; Icteridae. The record is from RefSeq and is a predicted model, not a curated record.
UCCAAAGCGAACCAAGUCUUACAAUGAUAUGCAAAAUGCUGGCAUAGUGCAUACAGAGAAUGAGGAAGAGGAUGAUGUACCUGAAAUGAGCAGUAGCUUCACAGCAGAGUCUGGUGACCAGGACGAGCACAACGCGCGCAUCGGGAGAGAGGCAGCGCCCGCGUCCGCGAUUGAGAGGCACACCCACGUCCCCACCACGGACCCAUCUCAGAGCCUCCCCCAGUACCUACCUCCUGCUGCCGAGGACAACCUAGGUCCUCUGCCAGAAAACUGGGAGAUGGCCUACACGGAGAACGGAGAAGUCUAUUUUAUAGACCAUAACACAAAAACAACAUCUUGGCUAGAUCCACGGUGCCUGAACAAACAGCAGAAGCCUCUAGAAGAAUGUGAAGAUGAUGAAGGGGUGCACACGGAGGAACUGGACAGUGAACUAGAGUUGCCUGCUGGUUGGGAGAAAAUAGAAGAUCCUGUAUAUGGUGUCUACUAUGUAGACCACAUCAACCGGAAGACACAGUACGAAAACCCAGUCCUGGAAGCCAAGAGGAAGAAGCAGCUUGAACAACAGCAACAGCCUCCAGAAGAAUGGACAGAGGAGUGUCCAUCUCUCCCUCCACCUGCUGCUCCAAACCAUGUUUCAAACAACCAAGAGGCAGCUCGGGAAGCACCUGUACAAGGAAAACCUUUUUUUACACGAAACCCUUCUGAGUUGAAAGGGAAGUUCAUCCACACCAAGCUAAGGAAAAGCAGCAGGGGGUUUGGCUUCACCGUCGUUGGAGGAGAUGAGCCAGAUGAAUUCCUCCAAAUCAAAAGUUUGGUGCUUGAUGGUCCUGCAGCGCUGGAUGGCAAAAUGGAAACAGGGGACGUCAUAGUCAGCGUGAACGACACCUGUGUGCUGGGGCACACUCACGCCCAGGUGGUGAAAAUCUUCCAGUCCAUCCCCAUCGGAGCCAGCGUGGACCUGGAGCUGUGCCGGGGCUACCCCCUGCCCUUCGACCCCGACGACCCCAACACCAGCCUGGUCACAUCCGUGGCAAUUUUGGACAAAGAGCCCAUCAUCGUGAACGGGCAGGAGAACUACGACUCCCCGGCGAGCCACAGCAGCAAAACAGGGAAAGUGAAUGGCACAAAGGAGGCCAGGCCCAGCAGCCCGGCCGAGGUCUCCUCCAAUGGACCCCACGGCUACCCCAACGACACGGUGUCCUUGGCAUCCUCCAUAGCCACGCAGCCUGAACUCAUAACUGUGCACAUAGUGAAAGGGCCCAUGGGCUUUGGGUUUACUAUAGCGGACAGCCCCGGUGGGGGAGGCCAAAGAGUGAAACAGAUUGUGGACAGCCCGCGGUGCCGCGGCCUGAAGGAGGGAGACCUCAUAGUGGAAGUCAACAAGAAGAAUGUGCAGAGCCUCACUCACAACCAGGUGGUGGAUAUGCUGAUUGAAUGUCCUAAGGGAAGCGAAGUCACGUUGCUGGUGCAGCGAGGAGGACUGCCAGUCCCAAAGAAGAGCCCAAAGUCGCAACCACUUGAAAGGAAAGACAGCCAAAACAGUUCCCAGCAGAGCGUCUCGAGCCACCGCAGCGGGCACACGGCGUCCCCCGCGCACAGCACCCAGGUGCUGCCCGACUUCGCCGCCCCCGAGGCGCCGGCCGCCGACCAGCCCGACACUGCUGCCCAGAAAAAGCCAGAUCCAUUCAAAAUCUGGGCCCAGUCCAGGAGCAUGUAUGAAAGCCGACCUAUGUCACCUUCACCUGCAACUGGACUGAGCAAGGGUGAGAGAGAGAGAGAAAUCAAUUCCACGAGUUUUGGAGAAUUUCCAGAUUAUCAAGAGCAGGAUAUCUUUCUAUGGAGAAAGGAAACUGGGUUUGGAUUUAGGAUUCUAGGUGGAAAUGAGCCUGGAGAACCUAUUUACAUCGGUCACAUUGUACCGCUGGGUGCUGCUGACGCCGACGGCCGCCUGCGAUCGGGCGAUGAGCUGAUCUGCGUGGAUGGGACGCCUGUGGUGGGCAAAUCUCACCAGCUCGUGGUCCAGCUCAUGCAGCAGGCAGCCAAACAAGGCCACGUCAACCUGACCGUCAGGCGCAAAGUGGUUUACACAGUUCCCAAGGCAGAGAAUGAAGUCCCAUCCCCGGCCUCCUCCCACCACAGCAGCAACCAGCCGGCCUCGCUGACGGAGGAGAAGCGGACGCCGCAGGGCAGCCAGAACUCGCUCAACACGGUCAGCUCGGGCAGCGGCAGCACCAGCGGCAUCGGCAGCGGCGGCGGCGGCGGCAGCGGCGUGGUCAGCGCCGUGGUGCAGCCCUACGACGUGGAGAUCCGCCGUGGCGAGAACGAGGGCUUCGGCUUCGUCAUCGUCUCCUCCGUCAGCAGGCCCGAGGCAGGGACGACGUUCGCGGGAAAUGCAUGUGUGGCCAUGCCUCACAAAAUAGGUCGGAUAAUUGAAGGGAGCCCCGCCGACCGCUGCGGGAAGCUGAAAGUCGGCGACCGGAUCUUGGCCGUCAAUGGGUGCUCCAUCACCAACAAGUCGCACUCAGACAUCGUCAACCUCAUUAAGGAAGCGGGAAACACCGUCACCCUGCGCAUCAUUCCAGGAGAUGAAUCCUCCAAUGCUACUUUAUUGACCAAUGCAGAAAAAAUUGCUACAAUCACAACCACACAUACUCCUCAGCAAAUACCACAGGAGACCAGCAGGAACAACACCAAACCAAAGCAGGAAUCCCAGUUUGAUUUCAAACCACCCCAAGCAGCACAGCAGGACCAAGACUUUUACACUGUUGAGCUGGAAAGAGGAGCCAAAGGGUUUGGCUUCAGCCUGCGAGGUGGCCGGGAGUACAACAUGGACCUGUACGUGCUGCGGCUCGCUGAGGACGGGCCUGCUGAGAGAUGUGGGAAAAUGAGGAUUGGUGAUGAAAUCUUAGAGAUCAAUGGAGAAACUACCAAGAACAUGAAGCACGCUCGGGCCAUCGAACUGAUUAAAAAUGGUGGCCGCAAGGUCCGCCUGUUUCUGAAACGUGGAGAUGGCUCUGUCCCAGAAUAUGCGAUGAUACCUCCUAAUAUCGCUGCAUGUAUGAGAAAUGACAAGCUCGGGGAGUCUUGCUUCUACCUUAUGGGCCAUAAUCAAACUACGACCCCAGCAGUGACAGGAACAGUCCCGCCACAGGUUCACAAAAUGUAUCGGAAAUGAAACCCGCGCCAUCCGACCGACGGCAGCACCCAUCAUCGGAGUCCAGUUAUCCACCAGACCUUCACAAAUCAUCACAACAUGGGGACAAGCGGACUUACG